This is a messenger RNA of Cryphonectria parasitica EP155, 934 nucleotides long. RefSeq lists its product as uncharacterized. The record is from RefSeq and is a predicted model, not a curated record. NCBI's taxonomy places the organism in Eukaryota, Fungi, Ascomycota, Sordariomycetes, Diaporthales, Cryphonectriaceae. The annotation marks the transcript as partial. The transcript is spliced from 3 exons.
CUUGCAUACCCUCCGCCCUCCAACCUACCGCACAGCUAUCGAGACCACAUCCUACGAACCGUAUACGUUUUUGCGAACCAAAUCGAGCGUUACCUGCUCACAUGAGAAGGAAAUAGGGAACCAGACAGAUUCUCGCGACGAUGAAUAGAACAGGAACUGUACCUCAGUCCCUAAGGGGGGUACCUGGUGGUUUUGGAGGAGGCCAACAGACACAACAUACAGGAAGAGUGGGAGCAAAUAGGUUACCAAAUGGGAAACUGGGUAAGGGGAUGAUGACACCACUGUGUAGUGCAGUGUGUUCAUGUGUGUUGUUUGUUUUGCAGGAAAGCUGAUGCAGGACCUGCAGCUAUGCCGGUGAAUAAUGGAACAGGCUGGGCAUUUGGUGGUGUUGCUCCCAUGGGCUCUGGCAGCAUGCAAACGCCAACAAGGCAGCUCGGAGGGGCCGCAACUUUUGCACAAAGUCUCACGGGGUCAACGCCUGCAACACCACUCGAUUUAUCCGAGUUCCCUCAACUGAGCAAUAAUGCGCAAAUGUCAGGUGCAGCUCAACCUUCGAUGUGGGGCGGCCAAGCAGCAAGAAAUCUGGGCGGCCCAGCAAGAAAUCCCAGCGUUUCCAUCCCUCAGCAAGGUCAACAGGAGGACCUCUUCUCUCCCGUCUCGCGAAUUACUUCCAGCCAAAAUUCAUUUCGAUUCGGCAGCCAAGCAAACAUGAGCCAGUCUCAGCAGCCUCAACCGAACAGCGGCGAAGAGUUCCCACCCCUGAACCGAAAUGGCAAUGGCGAGAUCGGACAAGAGCGAAACGCGAACCUGAUGGCUGGCCUGGGUGGCUUCGGCUCCCAGGGUGCCGUCACGUCUCCCCCGAGCCAGGCAGGCCGGUCUGGCAACGGUCUACUAAACGCAGUCACAGCAAGUGCGCGUACCUCCGAGGCCCGCU